AUGCUGAUGUUAACGUUGACGAGCUCGGGAGCUGCCGCUGAUAAUGAUGUGUCGGCAGGAGAAAACCUUUUCGAGCUGGACACUCUGAACACGCAAUGCCACAGACCUACCUCGCCGACCACGUCCACAUCCUUUACAUCCGUCGCAGGCCCGCCUCCUGCGGUAAACUCGGAACAUUUUUGGCCGCCAACUCCACCUCCUACAGUAACCUCGGAAAACUUUUGGCUGCCUGCUCCGCCUCCUGCUCUAACCUCGGAAAACUUUUGGCCGCCUCCUCCGCCUCCUGCUGUAACUUCAGAACACUUUUUGCUGCCUCCUCCGCCACCUGCUGUAACUUCAGAACACUUUUUGCUGCCUCCUCCGCCUCCUACUGUAACCUCGAAAAUUUUUUGGCCGAUGACGACCGGCACGGCAGCGUUCCGCCGUGACCCUGUUGUGCAGGAGCCGUGCGCAUCCGUGCGUGGAACCGAGGAGAAAGAAUUGCCAACUUACUGCCGUGUGCCCAUAACGGUGGAGAGUUUGAGGGCCGUCGUCCUCAAGCCUGUAGCCCGUCAGACUUGA
This is a messenger RNA of Macrosiphum euphorbiae (potato aphid), 561 nucleotides long. The record is from the annotation of a GenBank genome assembly. NCBI's taxonomy places the organism in Eukaryota, Metazoa, Arthropoda, Insecta, Hemiptera, Aphididae.